Messenger RNA from Chenopodium quinoa (quinoa), 3570 nucleotides. Its product is annotated as pentatricopeptide repeat-containing protein At1g62260, mitochondrial-like. NCBI's taxonomy places the organism in Eukaryota, Viridiplantae, Streptophyta, Magnoliopsida, Caryophyllales, Amaranthaceae. Gene Ontology annotation, molecular function: protein binding; RNA binding. The record is from RefSeq and is a predicted model, not a curated record. The transcript is spliced from 5 exons. Bases 210 to 2177 code for a protein of 655 amino acids. Gene Ontology annotation, biological process: RNA modification.
ACAUGCACUUUUCAAUUUUUCAUGCCAAGUCGUACCCAAAAGGGCAAAAACCAAUAAGCUCAUGCUAGGUUGCUCUUUUGCUAUGCGACUAUGGUUUCUUUUCUUGUACAUCUUUGCCCCAAAUUCCACUCCUCACUUCUCCUUUACUGCUAAAAUCUUCAGGUCAGCAAUGGCUUCAGACUUGUGAGGGUUACUAGAUAUUAGAAAAAAUGCGAGCACGGUUAGAAAGAGUUCUGUAUUGCCCAUCUCGAUUGGCAAUUUGUUGGGGAAGACCCAUGUGUUAUUUCGUGUCGAAAAACUAUAGUGCUGAAUAUCCUGACAUUCGUAGUUGGAACAAGCGCAUAUCUCAACUUAUCCGAUUAGGUCAGUUCAGUGAAGCGCGAUCACUGUUUGAUAGAAUGUCUGAAAGAAAUACCAUAACAUGGAAUUCAAUGAUGAGUGGAUAUGUUAAGAAUAGAGAGGUUUUAAAAGCGCGCAAGUUGUUUGAUGAAAUGCCUGAAAGAGCGAGAGAUGUUGUGUCAUGGAACUUGAUGAUCUCAGGUUAUGUUUCUUGCCGUGGGGGUGGGAUGAGAUAUGUUGAGGAGGGUAAGCAAUUGUUUGAUCAGAUGCCUAAGAGAGAUAUGGUUUCUUGGAAUACAAUGAUCAGUGGUUAUGCUCGGGUUGGGAGAAUGGAUGAUGCUAUAUGCCUUUUUAACAGAAUGGCCGAGAGGGAUGUUAUCACUUGGAAUGCAAUGGUGACUGGUUUUCUACAUAAUGGUGAUGCUGGUAGAGCUAUUGAGUGGUUUAGGGCAAUGCCGAAUAGGGAUGCCUCUUCAUUUAGUGCACUUAUAUCAGGGUUGAUUCGUAUUGAUGAGUGGGACAAGGCAAAGGAAAUUUUGCUUGAAUGUGGAAAAGAAGUUGGCGAAGAGAGGGGAGAUCUUGUCCCGGCUUAUAAUACUUUGAUUGCAGGAUAUGGGCAAAAGGGAAGAGUUAAUGAAGCACGAAGUCUUUUUGAUCAAUUGUCAUAUUGCCCAAAUGGAGGAAUGAGAGAAAGUAUGGGAUUUGAGAGGAAUGUGUUGUCAUGGAAUGCUAUGAUUAUGGCUUAUAUAAAAGUGGGUGACGUCAUUUCUGCUAGAAAACUUUUUGAUCAAAUGGUAGACCGGGAUACAUUUUCGUGGAAUACGAUGAUUAGUGGUUAUGUUCAAGCUUCAGAUAUGAAACAAGCAGCACAACUCUUUUCACAAAUGCCAAACACUGAUAUAAUGUCAUGGAAUAUGAUGGUGUCAGGCUAUGCCCAAAAUGGGAACUUAGAAUCUGCUCUUGAUUUCUUCAGCAGGGCUCCACAGAGAAAUCUUGUCUCUUGGAAUUCUGUAAUUGCAGGAUGUGAUAAGAAUGGAGACUAUGAAGGUGCAAUCAAGUUGUUCAUACAAAUGCAGGCUGAGGAGGUGAGGCCUGAUAGGCACACUCUAUCAUCAGUUCUUAGUGUCUGUACUGGCCUUGCUGCCCUGGAUUUGGGCAGGCAGAUCCAUCAGCUGAUUACCAAAAUACUUAUUGCAGAUGUACCUAUCAAUAAUUCACUUGUUACUAUGUACUCAAGGUGUGGGGCAAUAACAGAGGCCAAGAUCAUGUUUAAUGAGAUGGGGAUGCAGAAGGAUGUAAUCUCUUGGAAUGCAAUUAUAGGUGGAUAUGCAUCUCAUGGAUACGCAGUAGCAGCUUUAGAGAUUUUUGAGGAAAUGAAGAGGCUAAAAGUGCUUCCCACUGUUAUUACAUUUGUAUCAGUCUUGAAUGCUUGUGCACAUGCUGGCUUACUGAAAGAAGGCCACAAGUAUUUUGAGUCUAUGCUUUUGGAUUAUGGAAUUGAACCCAAGAUCGAACAUUAUGCUGCACUAGUCGACAUUGUGGCUCGUCAUGGCAAUCUACAAGAGGCCAUGGAUUUGAUUUAUAGCAUGCCCCACAAGCCUGAUAAAACCAUAUGGGGUGCUCUGCUAGGAGCUUGUAGGAUACAUAACAAUGUAGAGCUGGCUCAAGUUGCUUCAGAGGCUCUAUCAAAGCUUGAACCCGAAAGUUCAGCAUCCUAUGUGUUGCUUCACAACAUGUAUGCUGAUGUGGAACAAUGGGAGGAUGCAAAAAAGGUCAGAAAUACAAUGGAAAUAAACAAUAUUAGAAAAGGACGAGCAUCUAGCUGGUUAAUCACAUAACAUCGGGAUAAUGUUGCUAGUUUGCUACUAACUGUUGACUUGUUGAGAAUAUCCUAAAAGAUUUUUUUAAAGAUGCAGUCGCAGAUUUGAGCUGUUGCCUCUAAAGUAAUGCAGGUAAUUAAGGUGCUGAUGACUUUAUUUUAGGUGGCAGACUGGCAGUAGUCAUGUUGAAGACCAUUUUGGGUGAUAUGACUGUUAGAUAGUAUUAGAAAUUCUCCUUUAUACAAUUUAUCUUGGGAUACUUUGUUUAAGCCUAGAUCUUCAGGUAAACCUGAAUUUGGGGGACAAAGCUGCUAUCACCAAACUUCUGUGGGCUUAAGCUUUUGAAAAACAUAAGCUUUAGGUUAGAUGGGUUGAUAUCUGCUGUAUCAAAAGACGAGGUUUGCUAUAAGCUUACUGAUCUGGAUAGUAAAGAAAGUACGAGCGUUAGAGGUCUUAUGCAGCAGUAAUGGCUGGGAUCCAGUUCUGAGCAAAGGAAGUUUCUAAAAUCAACAAGCAGUACAACUUGCUUCUAGGGGAUUUCCCCAAAGUAUCAUGGUGGGGAACAUCAUCUGCAAUAGUUGAACCACACUCUAGGCUUUAAAGUGUUCUAUUGCCUAUUAAGCUCUUCAUACAGGUGAAGCCCAGCAGAUAGGUUAAAUAAUUGGAAUUUUUCCUGUAAUCAGGCCACAAAGAGUAUGCAAAAUCUGCUCUUAGUAUGUUACUCUACUGCUAUUCGCCAAUUCGGGGGUAGAUUUACCGUUGUUGGGGAUCCAGAGGAGAGCGGCAAGUUUUGGUGUGGAAAUGGCAGCAGCGAUAAAAAUUGUAAGGAAGAAAAUUCAAAGACUGCUCAAUGUUGACAUUGUAAGGUGCUCUUGAGUUCAGAAUCAGCGCUUACUCGCUUAGCAACCCCAAGUUCCUCAAAACCAAAAUCGAUUGCAUUUGAUUUCACUGCCAAAUUCUAGCUGAAUUGAAGAAGAAAGAUAACAAGCCUAAGAGGCCGUCAAUCAAGCAACUCUUUGAUCUACAUAUAUUCUACAAGUAAUACUGAGUACCAGGGAUAUUCAAUAGCCUGUUGAAUUUCACAGACAUAUUAAAGGAGGGAUCAUUUUUUAUUCAUUUGGCCUGGUAUACUAGACAACAAUGCCAUCAAGAAGAGUGGUAGCAGACUAGCAGUCAAAGUACUUGGUGGCUACGUCUGUUGAACACUUUCUCUUUGUUAAUUGUUAUUGUAUCUUUGCUCAACUCACUGUCACUCAUAAAGUCAUAAUAUGUCGCAGUCUCAGUUUUGCUUAAUCAUGUGUCCGCCUAGUGGCUGCUUAUUUAGAGUACUUUAGGUGUUGCCAAUUUUUUUUGGCCUUUUCAUGAAUGAUACGGAGUUCUAUCUAAAUGAAUAAGAUGAUAUUAGCUAAUC